GUCCGCACCUGAAAAAGAUAUACAAGUAAAUUCGAUGAGGUUUGCCCAGUUUGCCAUACCGGCACCCCGUGCAGCACUUGUCAAGGGGUAACUCGGCCUUCGCUCCUGGGGUGGAUGUCUAGUUAUAUUAUCCAGCUGCGCAGCGCAGCAGCCAAAGACCGUGUGUAGAGCUAGUCGCAACUUCCUAUCCUGGUUUCUCAUUCUUUCCUCUACUUUGAGGUAUAAGUGCCGGUGACCCCAUCUUCUAACAUUCCCUCUCUGCUUUGGCUCAUCCCUUUGCAUGUUCCCUUUCCGUUAAGUUAUCAUCGUUCAAGAUGCCUAGCUUGAACCGUGCCGAGUACUCUGCACUUCCAGUGACGGAGGAUCGAAAAGACGAGGAUGACAAUCCUGUCAAGCCUCCAAAACGGCUCUUUGCUUUCCUUACAUUUUUGCUAGCUUUAUUGUUGUUUGCUAUUGCGAUUAUUGUUCUUGGACGCUCGAAUUAUUCUCCCCCCGCAGCGGAAUCGAUCGUCGAUCAAAAGGUCACGGAAGCCUUUCAUGAUCACCUGGCACGAGCAGGUGGUGAUGAAUAUCUCAUAGGAGUUGGAAAGGCUGAUAUCACUGGGUAGGAAACUAUAGUAAAGAACGCAGUUCUAACGAGCUUUCACUGACAUUUCUUGUAGCCCGGUGGUCGAAAUCAAUUUCAUGGGCUAUGCUAGCUUGCCUCAAAUCGGUAAGUUUUUCUUUUAUUCUCAGAAAUUUCCAACGGCUGCGUUCAUGUUAUGUGCGUUGUGUUUGGCUUGUAUCACAAAUUCGCUGACUCCAUACUUCAGGUACUGGUCUUCGCCAAAGGCUAUAUGCGCGAACAUAUAUUGUUGGAAGUAAAACUACUCCAACUGAUCGCUUUGUGUACAUGGUAAUUGACACCGCCAAUGGAGAUACCGCAAUCCGAAACGGUAUCUUGGAAGGAGUUGCCGCUCUUGGUUCCGGCUACUCAAUGUACGAUACUUCAAAUAUCGCCGUCACGGGAACACAUUCGCAUUCCGGUCCUGGUGCAUACAUGAACUACCUUUUACCGCAAAUCACUUCUCUCGGGUUUUCUGGGCAAUCGUAUCAAGCGAUUGUCGAUGGAUCAGUACUUUCUAUCAAAAGGGCUCAUGAGAGUUUGGCUCCUGGGUAUCUCGAUUUUGCUGAUACAACGGUCGAGGAUGCUAAUAUUAAUCGGAGUCUUUUCGCUUAUAUGGCAAAUCCAGCUUCUGAGAGAGCCAAGUAUAGCAGUGAUGUGGACAAAACCAUCACCAUGAUGCGUUUCAAGCGUGCUUCAGAUGGCUUGAAUACUGGAGUUUUGGCAUGGUUGGUCCCAUGAUCCUUUUAGACGAACCUUCACUCUGACAUCUGAGACAGGCACAGCGUUCACGGAACUUCCAUGUUGGAGAACAACACCCAUGUCACAGGAGGUCAGUAUCUUCAGGAAGUGGACAAUACCAUCAUUACUAACUCCAAUCGGCAGACAACAAAGGCCUCAGCUCUUAUCUUUUUGAAAAGGCCAUGGCUUCUGAUCCGUCAGCUGCCCCAGGAUUCGUAGCUGCUUUUAGCCAAAGUAGUGUUGGUGAUACCUCACCAAAUGUCCUUGGCGCUUGGUGCGAUGAUGGCUCUGCAACUAUGUGCACUUUCGAGAAUUCUACUUGUUCAGGAACUAGCCAAGCUUGUCAUGGUAGGGGUCCUGCUUUCGAAAAGCUCGAUCUUGGGGUGUCAAGCUGUUAUGAAAUUGGUCGCAGAGUCUUUGCAGCAGCUAAAACUCUCUACGUAAGAUUUUGCAGUUUAUAUAUAUCUUCGAGUACGCAGAACCCAAAUACUGAUGUUCAUUUAGGACUCAUUCGAUAGUGUCGCAACCCCAGUGAAGGAUCCAAGCGUCAAGGCCUAUCAUACGUUCAACGAUAUGAGCUUCUUCAACUUUACCCUUCCAGAUGGAACUGCUGCACAAUCAUGCCCAGCUGCACUUGGUUAUGGAUUUGCUGGUGGAACCACUGAUGGUCCAGGAGCCUUUGAUUUUACUCAAGGAGAUACUGAUAACGAUCCCAAAAACCCGCUUUGGGUUAUCGUGUCCAGCGUGCUUAAAGCACCGAGUGAACAACAGAAGGCUUGUCAGUCUCCAAAGCCUGUUUUGCUAGAUGUUGGAGAACUGAAUACUCCAUAUGCAUGGUCCCCAAAUAUUGUCGAUAUUCAGAGUUUCCGUGUAGGUCAAUUCAUAAUGAUUGUUAGUCCGAGUGAGGCAACAACAAUGGCUGGUAGAAGAUGGAAGGAGGCCGUGGCAGACGCUGCCACUUCCAUCACCACUUCAACUCCAAAGGUUGUCAUCGGAGGUCCAGCGAAUACGUACGCACAUUAUGUUUCUACGAAAGAAGAGUAUGGUAUCCAAAGAUACGAAGGUGCUUCUACCCUCUACGGUCCUAAUGAGCUUGACGCCUAUAUCUUCCUCUCCAAACAAAAUCUUCAAUAUCUUGCCCCAGGAUCAACGACCAAACCUUCACCUGGUCCAACACCACCUGAUAAUCGCCAAAAUUCCUUGAACUUAAUGACUGGUGUUGUCUUUGACACUGCAGGAAGCAGAAGUUUUGGAGACGUCAUCACCCAACCAGCAGGAUCUUAUGCCCGUGGUGCCGUCAUCAACGCGACAUUCGUAGGCGCCAAUCCCCGCAACAAUCUCCGUCUUGAAGGAACAUUCACGGCUGUCGAGAAUCUCCAGAAUGGCAACUGGGUCACGGUGAGAGAUGACAGUGAUUGGUUCCUGGUCUACAGCUGGUAUCGUGAUAAUGGCCUUACCGGUACUAGUCAUGUGGAUGUGAGUUGGGAGACGGAGAGUUAUGCUACGCCGGGGACGUAUCGUAUUCGGUAUAAUGGCGAUUCGAAGCCGCUUGUGGGGUCGAUUAGGGCGUUUACGGGGGUUAGUAAUAGUUUUACGUUGGUUUAGGAUGUUGACUUUUCUCUUGGUACUAGUAGGGUUGGGAAUGG
Messenger RNA from Hymenoscyphus albidus, 2991 nucleotides. The record is from the annotation of a GenBank genome assembly. Lineage: Eukaryota; Fungi; Ascomycota; Leotiomycetes; Helotiales; Helotiaceae.